CCCGGAGCACCGGACCUCCAAAGGAAUCUUCUAGGACACAUUGCCAGAUCUUGUUGAUGUACACCUCGGAAUCACCUUCCACUAUCACGUAAGUCAAGGAUCUUGAGGCGACGAUGGUGAUAACACCUCUUACUGCUAAGAGCUCUGCUAGGUAGUGGUUGACUACUCCCUAGUGACGUCUCCCGGUUGCCAACACCACAUGCCGUUUGACCCGUGAAUAGUAAAACCAGACGAGCAUCCUGAGUCACGAACAGCUGCAUCGAAGUUGAUCUUCAAAUAGUCGUCUGGUGGAGGCUCCCAAGUUGCGGGAGGAGGAUUUGGUAGGAACAAUCUAGGGGGUGGAGAAGGGUGUGAAUAUGAGAGACUUCAAGGGCCUGAUUGUAUAAUUGUCUGGCGAGGGAAUGAACAUGAGGUUGGUAGAAUUCAAAAGUCACUUUGGCCCCAUUUGGAUGAGUAAUUUUAAAACGAGGGAUUUGAUGGUCAAAUCUCCCGAAUAAAAACCUAGGAAUUUCAAACGCAGGAUUUAGCUCAAUUCUUUGUUUGGGAACAGAUUAGAGAUUUUAAUCCAGUUUUAUCCAAUCACACCUUUAUCCUUCUCUUUUUCUUCGUUCCUUCAACCCAUCCUCAUUCCUUCACACAGGAAUCAUCAAAGGGCAGAGCUGCAGGAGCUUAGAAUUGGCCGGUGAUUCCCACAGCUCGAUUGGAUAUGAUUGGCGAUGAUUGUGGCUCUGGAUUGCAGGAACUAUAGUUAGAAAGAUGAUGUUCCUGGACGCCGCCGAUUCAUCUUCUGAUGGGCUGUCGGCAUCUGCGCUUCAGAGAGGGAGGUGAGGCAACGACGAAGCAUAUGAGCCUGUGAGUGUGGAGAGACGAGGCGGGACUGAGCGACGCCGAGAAGAAGGAAGGUGAGGCGAGCAGAGCUUUUUCUCGGAAAGAAGUAAGGGUUCGUUGAACAGGGAUGGGAGGGUGGCAACGAAGCAAAACCGCCAGCAUCCUUGAGAAGGAAGGGUCGACGUCGGCCAGAUCCAGAUUUCCUCCGCAGCCGACAUCCAAUUUUGUUUGUUCGAUUUCGUUUCAGUUGUGUCAAUUUCCUCCCACACAAGCGCCUGCUACUACCUUCUCGACAUCGGCGGCUAUGUUGCCUUCUCAUAUGACGAUGCAAUUUGAACGGAAAGACGUGGUCGGAGUAAGGGCCAGAUUUGACAAACUACGGCGAUCGAUGAUAACUGUUGGUGGUCGACGAGAAUGGUUGAACGAGACUGCGAUUGCGGUGGUGGGAUGAGAAAAGGAAAAAGAAAGGUUCGAAGGAUGAUGGUAAGGGUUGGAAAAAAUGGAAUAAAAAUGAGUGAUUUGGAAAUAGCUGAUAGCCAUCAGCUAUUUCAAAAACCCUUGAUUGAGAGUUUUUAAAAUCUCUAAUCUUAUAAUUCCUCAUCUCUUCCAAAUGAGUUAUUGUAUUAAAAUCUUGGAGAAUGAGAGAUUUGGGUGAAAUCCCUCAGCCAAAACUCUAAUCCAAACGACCCCUUUAUUUAUAGACUUCUAGAUUCUCCAAAGCAAACAGACGCAUUGGAGAAUAUGGGAUGGGGAGAUCUCAGAGGUCAUGACAUGUCGCCACCAUAGACUAAAAUUAGCAGCCGGAGCGGAAUCAUUGAAGUUGCUCAAUCCACUAAGGUGCACAACUCGAUGGUUUGGGGGCAUUUGAAGAGUAAGUGUCUAAUGCUCUCUUGGUGUCGCAAGCACAUGGAACAUUGAUUGAGACAGUUAACUCCACGAGUUUAUAGAAUUACAACUAUGGGAAGAAUGACCUUGAGGUAUUGCCAUAUGAAGAAUUUAAAGUUAGGUAGGACUUGGAUCUUCCAAGUAUUUUUCCAAGAAAAAAAAAAAUAGAAUACCAAGUACCAAAUCCAGAACUCCUAAAUAAGUUAUCUACCAAGCACAUUGAGCAUCAUUUGUAUUUGGCGUAGCAGUUCUUCUUUUGCCUCCAAAUUUCACUGUACACCUCUCUCUCCAAAUGGUACUCAAUAGUCCACGCCAUAAAAGUCUACCAGCUUGGACAACAACAGUGUUCCUUUACAGUGACAAUUUGUCCAUUGUAGUUCCUUAUCCCAAACAUCAAUUGGAGCUCUCAAAGUGAAUUAGGAGAACAACCUGCCAAAUUUAUAUUUUUUCAAGGACAAGCAGCAUAGAGAUGAGUCCUUGAUGCCACAAGACAAGAUGAUAGUUCACGUUGUAGGGAUUUUUCCAAUAAUAGCACCUUUAAAAAAAAUUACAAAACUAGCACCCAUCUGAAAAAAUUGACAGAAAUAGCACCAAUUUUAUUGGAACGCACCUUAGGGGUGCGUUCCAAGCCAGGUCAGAAUACGAAACGCACUAGGAAGGUGCGGUUUCAAGAUUUUGCGGAACGGUCUUCAAGACCGUUGGAUGGAGGAGCAAUCGGAGGGCUGAACGCGCGCCAGCGGAGCGAUCCGCGCCACGGAUCGGGGAACACAUCCCCGAGAUGCGGUCAAAGCUGGGGAAGCGCAAAUCGCCUCGGGAGGGCGCGGUUUCUCUUUGGGCAAAAUUACCCGACCGCCUCUGGAGGGUGCGGUCUGUUGGGUAUAAAUACCCCCCUUCCCCUCUCAUAUCUUCACACCACAACCCAUUCUUCCUUCUCUCUCUAGAAUUUAUCUCUCUAAACCCUCCCCUCCCAAAAGCCUAGGAAAUAGUGGUCUGUUGGUUGCGGCUAAGUCCGAUCUGCCAUCAGAAAACAUUUCUUAGGUUUUUUCCUCAAAACCCGCCGAGCCGAAUCUCUGUCCGAAUUUUGGUUUUUUCCUCAAAACCCGCCGAGCCGAGCCGAAUCUCUGUCCGAAUUUGCCGAAAAAAUUGCCGAUUGGUGGCAAGGAGAGGGAGUUUAUGUUGAUGAAUUUCAAGCGGUACGUACUCAUUAUUCUGGUUUAAUUUUUGUUGUUGUUAUAAGCUUUUUAAUUAAUAUAUGUACUAACCUUGUUGUUAUUUUCUCGUAGGUUGGGGAGGACGUGGAUAUAUACAACCAAUGGUAUUAUCUCGAGCAAGGACCGUUGGAUCCAACUGACUUGUACGACCAACCCAACCAUCGGUCAAGAGAUGUUUGGAAUGCUCACCUGGUACAUACAAUUCUUUACCAUUUGUCCUUCUUUUAUUUUGUUAAUGUAUUUAGUGGAAUAUAAAAUAAAUUUAUGU
Molecule: messenger RNA, 3192 nt
Organism: Linum trigynum
Lineage: Eukaryota; Viridiplantae; Streptophyta; Magnoliopsida; Malpighiales; Linaceae
Source: the annotation of a GenBank genome assembly